AUGGUCAAACUAAAACACAGGUAUUUUCUAAUUGAAGUUAUUUUUGAAGAUAACUUUUCUCAAGCAACACAAUAUGAUAUAAUAAAAGAAAUAAAAGAUAAAGUUUUAGAAAUGUAUGGAGAUUAUGGAUUAGGUACAUUAAAUUCAACAUUUGGAGUAUCUGUUGCAGAAGUUGGUAAAGGAUUAAUUGUUAUUAAAGUUGGAGUUGAAUCAGUGAAUUUUCUUAGAGGUUCAAUUCCUUUUAUUGUAAAAGCUGGUAAAGCAUCAUGUAUUUUAAAAAUUUUAUUAGAGGCUGCUUCAAUGAGAUCAAUUAAUAAAAAGAUGGUUAGAAUUAAUUUGGAUCAACUUUAUGACAAACUUAGUAAUUCCAAAAGUAUCAAAGAAAAGAUUGAAAUACAAGAAGGGAUUAUUAAGGUAACAGGAACAAAUAGUGAAAGAGUUAGAUUUUAA
Strongyloides ratti is the source of this 450-nucleotide messenger RNA. RefSeq names its product Ribonuclease P/MRP protein subunit family-containing protein. Gene Ontology annotation, biological process: tRNA 5'-leader removal. Lineage: Eukaryota; Metazoa; Nematoda; Chromadorea; Rhabditida; Strongyloididae. Bases 1 to 450 code for a protein of 149 amino acids. The transcript has 2 exons. The record is from RefSeq and is a predicted model, not a curated record. Gene Ontology annotation, cellular component: ribonuclease P complex. Gene Ontology annotation, molecular function: ribonuclease P RNA binding.